Plasmodium gaboni is the source of this 954-nucleotide messenger RNA. RefSeq names its product putative apicoplast ribosomal protein L21 precursor. Gene Ontology annotation, cellular component: ribosome; mitochondrial large ribosomal subunit. Gene Ontology annotation, biological process: translation. The record is from RefSeq and is a predicted model, not a curated record. The coding region runs from base 1 to 954 and encodes 317 amino acids. The transcript has a single exon. NCBI's taxonomy places the organism in Eukaryota, Apicomplexa, Aconoidasida, Haemosporida, Plasmodiidae. Gene Ontology annotation, molecular function: structural constituent of ribosome; RNA binding.
AUGUUUUUUAUUUUUUCGAGUAAAAAUAAAUCCUUUUUGCUAUGUGCAAGUUUUAUUCUUAUGUAUAUUAUUAACAUUUCAAUAUAUAUAAGUAAAAUAAGUCAUAAUAAUUUGAAUAAAAAAAUAUAUAAUUUAAAUUUUGUGAGUAAUAUAUUUAAGUCGAAUAAGAGAAGAAGAAGUAAUUCAUUAAAUGUUUUAAUCAGUUCACCUGCACAAGUAAAAUUGUCAGAAAUUGAAGAUGAUAAAGAUAGAAGUGGAAAAUAUUGUAUUAUAGAAAUAUGUGGAAAAAUUAGAUGGGUAGAAGAAGGUCGAUUUUAUGAUGUAUUUAGAAUAAAACAAGAAGAAAAUAAAAAUAUAUAUUUGAAUAGAGUUUUAUUUUAUAGUAAUGAAGAAGGGAAGAUAUUUUUUGGUAGACCAUUUUUAGAUAAUGUUCGUAUUCAUGCUACAGUAUUAAAUCAUUUUCGAGGACAUAAAAUAUAUAGAUUAAAAUAUAAACCCAAAAAAAAUUAUAAAAGAUUUUAUGGGCAUAGACAAGAAAUGACUAGAAUUAAAAUAAAUAAAAUUGAAUAUAAUAAUGAAUUACUUGGUCAAGAAAAAAGAAUUUAUAAUUUUUUUAAAGAUGAUUCUUUAUAUUAUAUAUUAAAUCGUAUACAUAAUAUAGUAAGACCAAGUUUAGAAUUAAAACAUCUAAAAAAAAAUUUUAUAGAAUAUAUUAAUUCUUUCUGCUCUUUGAAAUUCGAAACAUUCUAUAAACAUAGAGGUAAUUAUAAAAAAGAAAAAAUGCUUCGUAAUAUUCUAAAAACAAAAAAAUUAAGCAAACGACCUGAAGUUAUUGAAGAAGUUAAAAAAAUUGAAGAAGAAAAGGAGAAACAGAGAUUAACAAAAUAUGACCCCCUCGAUGAUUUUGAUCCAGUAGUAAAUGAAUUUAUGAUUAAAGAGCAUUUCUAUUCAUAA